ACAGUGACGUCCUCGUUUCCACUGUUCCUUUGACGGUUUUGGUUUUGGAACUAUCGAACUGUACAGAACAUUCAUGCCGCGCUCUCAUCAGCGUCUGUGACUCCCUCGUGAGCGCGUGAUUGUGUGGUGAGCAACCAGAGCCGCGACUGUCGAUCAUUCAUCAGCUCCCGCUUCGUCUCAUUAUCCGCCUUUGUCCCACCCGUAACGCGAAAAAAAAUAUAAGCCUUUUUUGGAAACUCAGUUGUGGCUUAGGGGGAUGGUUGAUAUCGUGAAGCGAGGAUGAGGAGAGUCGACAGGACUUAUUGGAGUCAUGGCCGAGAUUGUUCUUCGGAAGCAUUGCGUGGGAGCUUUGGGAUGCUGUUGUUUGGAGUGAUUGGUGGACAGUAGGGUAAGUUGUGGCUUGGAAGUGUUUGUGCUGCAGAAAUGGCGUGUUGGUGGGCGGGUGAUUAGGCGGGUGACGGAAUGAGGGUUAGAUAAUUAUUUUUCAUGACAGAGCUCCUGGAGUGUUGCAAUUGGUUUUCUGGUUUGAGGUCAUGUUUGGUGCUGGUUUCGUGACGCUGCUUGAGAGUUGUCCCGACAAGCUGAAGAGAUAGGGGUGACUUAAUUUGGUAUUUCGACUUUGUGUUGAGAUUCAGGAUUUUUGGGGUUAAGAGAGAAAAGCAUGAUGUUCAGAGAAAAGAACAUAGUCUUGGUUUUCACUCGAGGGUCGGCAACGGUUUAUAAAAGUCUUGAAGAUGGGUUUCCUUGACUUGGUGACGGAAUGUCUGUUCAAGUCAUGGUCUUACGCAGGGCUCUACACACCUACGAGAUAGUAUUUUCUCUCGGGCAAUGCAUGAAGAUUGCACUCUUUUUCUGAGGUUGCGUAGGCUGCUCUUCGUGUCUUGUUUGCUGGCGGUUUGAAUUUUGUCGCUUUGGACAGAGCAGACGAAAGUCACUUCAUGAGCUCUAGCCAAGGCAUUAAUAUAUCCCGAAUUGCAGAGGUAUGGCUGGAGCAAUGGGGUGUACAGGAAGGAAGAGUCCCAGGUCCCAGAAUCAAAACUUUAGGGUCGCAGUGUUCACUUUGUGUGUUUUUGGGUUGAUAUUCUUGGCAGAGCUUCUUGUUGCAGUAAGGGCCGAAAGAGAGGAUUAUGUAGACUUUUUGGAAGAGAAGAAGAAGGAAGCAGAGUUGAAUGCAACUAGGGCCAAUACUACUGCACAGGCACCAAAUUCAAGAGAAGGUAGCUUAGCUGAAGUAUUCGAUAAGCUGUUGGAAAAGGAAUUUCCAGACAAGGAGGAUUCUCAAGAAGCGCACGAGGGCUUGGUUGGAAGCAGCUUUAACAAUAGUGUAAAUAACCAGGAAGCCGAGCUGGAGACAGUGGCCAGAGUCACUCAUGACAAGCCCAAAAAGAAUGACACACAGGAAACCAAUGGAACAGCCAAACCGUUUCAACUUCAGGAUCUGAUAAAUUUAGAAUCUGGUGAAUCUGGCGCAGACGAGACGCCUCGCUUGAUAGACAAGAAGGAUAAUGUAUUUGUCAUAUCUAAUCCACGGGAGUCCUCCAUGGUCCUUCAACAAGACGUGAGAUUUAUUUCAGAUUUGGUAAUCGUCAUUGUGUCAGCUGCUGGAGGUGGCAUACUCUUCGCUUGUCUCGGCCAACCUGUGAUUACGGGAUAUUUGCUUGCGGGAUCUGCGAUUGGCCCUGGUGGACUGGAUCUUGUGAGCGAGCUUGUUCAGGUAGAGACGGUGGCACAAUUUGGUGUAGUGUUUCUUCUUUUUGCUCUGGGUCUCGAGUUUUCGACUUCGAAGUUGCGGGUUGUGCGGGCUGUGGCUAUCUUUGGAGGUUUCCUACAAAUCGUCCUUUUCAUGUGCCUGAGUGCAGUCACUGCUGUUUUCUGUGGAGCAAGGGCUUCGGAGGGUAUCUUUGUCGGUGCAUUUUUGUCGAUGUCAUCAACAGCUGUUGUGCUGAAAUUCCUUAUGGAUCGCAAUUCCACAAACACCCUUCAUGGCCAAGUCACGAUCGGAACCUUAAUUCUUCAGGAUUGCUGCGUUGGAUUACUUUUUGCUCUACUGCCCGUGCUCGGUGGUAGUGGGACUCUCAUAGCAGGCCUGGUGUCGAUGUCACGCUCGUUGUUUGUGCUGGCAGCUUUUCUUCUCUCUUGUGUUGUCCUGGCACGUACCCUUGUGCCUCAAUUUUUGAGGCUCAUGGUACGGCUCUCCAGAGAAACAAACGAGUUGUAUCAGCUGACUGCAGUGGCCUUCUGCUUCCUUAUCGCUUGGAUUAGCGAAAAGCUGGGUUUGAGCUUAGAGCUAGGUGCUUUUAUUGCAGGUGUGAUGAUCUCCAGCACGGAUCUUGCAGAACACACACUUGAGCAAGUGGAUCCGAUCCGAAACUUGUUUGCAUCCCUCUUCUUGGCGAGUAUUGGUAUGUUGAUAAAUGCCCAAUUUCUUUGGAAUCAUAUGGAUAUCCUACUAUCUUCGUUGAUUCUCGUCAUCACCUCGAAGACUAUCGUGAUCAUGUUGGUGGUCAGAGCUUUUGGUUACAGCGGCAAAAAUGCUUGUCUUGUGGGCAUGUCUCUUGCUCAAAUCGGAGAAUUUGCAUUUGUACUUUUGAGCCGGGCCUCCAAUCUCCACCUCAUUCAGAAGAAAUUGUACUUGUUAUUACUCGGGACGACGGCCCUUAGUCUCAUCACUACACCACUGCUGUUUAGAGCAAUCCCUGCUAUCCUCCACCUUGGAUCGUCGAUGCACUGGUUUCCUCAGGAUGCCAGCCAGAUUGAGAAAGGAACGUACGCAGAGCCUGAACUUGCAAGAGGUGCAGAGGAAACUGGCAGCAACAGAAGAUGGGUGAAGGAUCAAGAAUGUUUUCUGAUUUCAUCCUUGUACCAUAAUACUCUUUCAGUGAGGCCUUGAAGGUCAGUUUUUUCCUCUCGAUUGAAGGCAUAUUUUCAGGAACAAAGCUACAGUGGCUGUAAGAAGAGUUGAAGGAUGUUAGUACUUUACUAAUCCUUUCGUGAAGAUCGGUGAGAAACGGGCACGUUACCUUCAUUGUAUUAAACUGUUUUCAGUUUAGAUAAUUGACAGGACCAGCACCUGGUUAGAUUUUCUCUAAUUGUGAGUUUCAGCUACCCUUCAGGUGAGUUGGUCACAAUAUGUAGUUAUGGGGGAGUUGAAUAUGACUUGAAUGUAGAACUUAAAGUACUUAAAAGUGCAGGUAAGAAAGGUUGGACUCGAAGGCAUUGACCUGCCAAAUGAGGGAAAUGAAAUAUCUUAUACAGACAUACAAAAUGUAGCAUUUUUCAGUCCGUUGAUGUGGAAGAUAUAUCCUCCUUGGCAGCUACUUCACCGUGCAGGAUUUGGGAAAUGUCCGGUGAAGCAUGAAUCUGAGAUUUUCAUACUGUUUAAGUUUGAAGAACCUUAUUAUCAAGAAAGAAUGUGAUAAACCUUUGUAAUCAAA
This is a messenger RNA of Physcomitrium patens, 3434 nucleotides long. Lineage: Eukaryota; Viridiplantae; Streptophyta; Bryopsida; Funariales; Funariaceae. The record is from RefSeq and is a predicted model, not a curated record.